AUGGCUUCUGAAGAUUGGACUACUGUAUAUUCAGCACUGGAUGUGGAUGAGAAAGUAUCAGCUUAUAACUCAAUUAUAAUCAGGAUGCUUGACGAGUUCUUACCUGAAAAAACUAUCAGAGUACAUCACUCUGAUAAACCGUGGAUCACUGGUAAUAUUAAAAUGCAAAUCAAAGCUCGUCAGAAGGCCUUUUCUCGUGGUGAUCAGUCAAGAUACAAACAACUAUGCGAGAAAGUGGCAAAUCUUAUAGCUAAAGCUAAAGCCACCUACUAUCGGUCCAAGGCCUCAGAAUUUCGUACCUCGAAUCAAUCGAAGUGGUAUAACUGUAUCUACUCUUUAGUAAAUGCCGAAAACACAACCCAAACCCAAUUUCCACACAGGCCCGAAAACCUAGACUUAUCCGACUUAGCUGAAAAACUUCAGAAAGCCUUCACUAAACCAUGGUCGGACCGUUACACGAAUGUCGCCUUUGAAAUACCUGAAGUAAACCACCCACAUAAGAAUAACAAACCACCCCUUCCUUCUAUUGGCCAAGUUAAAGCGGUCUUAAAACAUCUUAAUCCAAGAAAAGCAACUGGCAUCGAUAAGGUUCCUGCAUGGAUGCUCAAACAAUACCACGAAGACCUAGCUCCUGUGGUUUAUGACAUUGUGUGCUGUAGUAUAAGUCAAUGUUGUUAUCCAUCACUCUACAAACAUGCCCUAAUUUCCCCUGUUCCUAAAGUGCAACCGCCGAGAGACAUUAACAAUGAUUUCCGCCAGAUAUCAGUCUUACCCCAUCUUGCCAAGAUCCUGGAAAAGAUCCAGCUCCAGUUAAAUAUUGAAGACCUGAAAAUUAAGAAUAACCAGCACGCGUUUACUCAACAUCGAAGCACAGUCUCUGCGUUAAUAUCAACUACCCAAACCUGGUUUAAUGCCACUGAUUGUUCAAAAACAGGCAAAAUGGGGGUUCAUGCGGCCUUCAUUGACUUUCGUAAGGCCUUCGACCUUGUGGAUCACAAUAUUCUUUUGAACAAAUUAGCAGCUAUGAACAUAAAUAAACCCUUCUGGUUAUGGAUUAAAAGUUUCCUUUCCGGAAGAGUUCAACAAGUAAAUCUCAAUGGUACCUUAUCAUCCAUUGUAACAUGCCCGGCCGGAGUCCCGCAAGGCUCUGUAAUAUCUCCCAUUCUUUUUAAUACCUACAUUGAUGAUUUGGAGGACGCCUUACCAGAACAACUAAAAGUCAGUACGAAUAAGUAUGCAGAUGACUGCACACAACACCAAAUAGUGAGCGUAGAUUCUAAUAGUAAUUUACAACAAUCUAUCAAUGAAGUAAAUAACUGGGCGGUGUUAAAUAAAAUGGCAAUUAAUGCUAAAAAAACUAAGGACAUGUGGAUCUCUUUCACGGACGCUAUACCUGAACCACCACGUCUUCGUAUUGGAAAUGAGUUAAUAGAAAGGGUCAACGCUUUUAAAUUACUUGGCGUGUCGUUCCAAAAUAAUCUAAAAUGGAACGCACAUGUUGAAGAGAUUACACGUAAAGCAAAUAAACGCCUUUACCAUCUUAGAGAAUGCAGGAAAUCGCAGUUACCAGCUGAAGUCGGUAUUAUUACCUAUCAAUCCAAAAUAAGACCAAUUCUCGAGUAUGCAUCACCUGUCUGGGCGGGACUCCCUAAUUACCUGCGAGAUGAAAUAGAGCGUGUUCAAUCCAGGAGCUUAAGAAUCCUUGGCCUGGAAAAAGAUUACCUACCACCGUUGAACGAAAGAAGGGAAGAGGCAACUAGUCGAGAAGUUGAUAGGUUUAUGAACGAUCCACACCAUCCCUGUCGCAGUGUUUUACCAAAAUUAAUUAACAAUCAGUACAAUUUAAGGAAGAUUGACCGGAAUCGCAAUAUAUCAUUCUUCUCAGGAACUGAAAGGCAUAAACAUUCAUUUUCAGGUAGAGCUUGUAAAUAUGUAUAAAUAGUUUUAACUUAUUAGAAGAACUUAUUAGAUUAAAGAAUUUAUUAGUUUUAACUUCUUAGUUAGUUUUCUAAAUUAUCUUACAACAAUUUGUAAUAUAAAGACAUAUCCGCAGCAUAUAUACUUUCUUAAACAAGUAAUUGUAAGUCCAUUGUACUUUUUUAUCUUAAGAUGGAUGAAUAAAGCUAUUAUUAUUAUUAUUAUUAUUAAGCCUUUCGCGCCGGUAUUCGACUUUUCCGCUUAGCUCGGGGAAAACUUUAAAUCUUAAUUGAAAUAGCUGUGUACUGUAUGUAUCAUGAUGCACAGUAAUAUGCGUAUUUGUAUAGCCCUAGACUUGGUUCAAGUUCGUCUCUCAAGGCCAAGGGGUUGAAAAUAGCGAUGCACGCGAGCGGUCAAAAAAGGUGCGAAAAUAUAAGAGAAAACCUUCAACCAAGUCUAGUAUAGCCACAGCGAGUUAACGCUCCGUAGAGCGUCUUGUUAUCUGUUGUUUCUAAUGCGUUCGGCACAUGAGAAGCGCGACGUUUGAAACAGGCCUAAGAAUAAUAUGAAUCAAAAAGUAUUUAUUUUCUUCCUUUUUUAGAUGAUUCAAACGCCCAACAAGGUCAAGGUUCAUCAGAAGACUCAAAUGGUGGUCGAACCUUAUUUGCCAUAAUUCCACAACAACAGCUAGCUGAAGGUGCAACGUUGGAUCCAAACACCAUUAAUACACUCUUAAAUAUUGCAAAUGAUCAAGAAAAGUUGAGUACCAAUCCACAAGGUUCGUUGUUUCCAACUAAAUUGCUUACGUUUGUGCAGAUACUGUUAGUUCCCGACUUACUAAGAUCAAAAGUACGUCUGUUAAGGCCUCAGGGCCGGUGCAUAUAUUUUGGGGCUGCACAUCACCACUAGUUGGGAUGGCCUUUUCAGGGGAAGGCCGGAAGGGGUGUUAUGACUUUUCAUGGGGAGGUGCACACCCGUCAUUUGUGAACUACAUCAGAAAGAUCACUUCCAUCUUUUUCAGGUAGUUCAGACACAAACCACAAUGCGUUGAAACACGAAACAUCUCUAAACCUAAAGUAAUUUCCGAUCAUUUUCGUUAUUUUAGCCCUCCAGAACAUCCUAGGCCAGAUAGGAUUGCAACCCAACCAGAUCACACCUCAACAAUUAAUCUCUCAAAUGAUAUCCACAAGCACAGCAGAGCAAGCAAGUAUGACGCAAGAACAACACUAUGUAACACAAGCCGAUAUGACUGUUGUCGGACAUCUUGCAACAUCCACUGCAGCAACAGAGCUGAUUAAUCAAGUAUCAAGUACGUCAAUACAAGAUCAGUAUGUUCAGCAACCAGAUUAUCAAGUGUGA
Molecule: messenger RNA, 3276 nt
Organism: Paramuricea clavata
Lineage: Eukaryota; Metazoa; Cnidaria; Anthozoa; Malacalcyonacea; Plexauridae
Source: the annotation of a GenBank genome assembly